Messenger RNA from Gekko japonicus, 3590 nucleotides. Its product is annotated as cortactin-binding protein 2-like. Gene Ontology annotation, biological process: nervous system development; neurogenesis. The annotation marks the transcript as partial. NCBI's taxonomy places the organism in Eukaryota, Metazoa, Chordata, Lepidosauria, Squamata, Gekkonidae. The record is from RefSeq and is a predicted model, not a curated record. The transcript has 15 exons.
AGCUGCCUGGAAAUCUUGUGUAGCCAUGGUGGAUUAGAAGCUGAGAGGAAAGAUAAAUGCAACAGAACGCUGCAUGAUGUGGCUACUGACGACUGCAAACAUCUCCUGGAGAAUCUGAAUGCUCUCAAAAUCCCUUUGCGGAUCGCAGUUGGCCAGGUAGAGCCAGCCUACUGUGGCACGGAGGACCUAGAAAUGGAAAGCACCAUAUGCGUGCUCAAUAUCCGCAAGCAGGCAACAUGGGAUGAUUUUUCAAAAACAGUGAGCCAGGCAGUAACAGUCUAUUUCCAAGCAGUUGCCUCUGAUGGGUGGAGGAACCUGGGAGACCUGCCGCUUAACAACACAGCGGAAUCCAGCAUGGGCCUCACUGCAAGCAGCAUAUCGUCCAUCAAGCUUGGCAAUGUUUCAUGGUCAGUAGGCCAGACGUUUCCCCAGCCACCUUGGGAGUUUCUGAAAAGGAACCAGGUGGAAUAUAUAGUCAUAUUUUUGCUGGGUCCUCAAGAAGGCUGCCUGCACAGUGUGGCUUAUGCCUCAAUGAUCCGUCUUCAGACUCUGCAGAAUUACCUGAGGCUGGUGGAACAGUACCGUAAUGUUAUCUUCCAUGGUCCAGAAGGAAGCUUGCAGGAUUAUAUAGCCUACCAGAUAGCACUCUGCAUGGAGCACAAGCAACUGGCUUCAGGGUUCAGCUGUGAAAUAGUCAGAGUUAAGAUAGAUGCUGAUUUCUCCAAGGAGCAACUGGCAGAAUUGUUCAUCAGUACUGCUUGCCUGAUCCCAGUGAAACAGCCUUCUGUAAGCAAGAGAAUCAUUGUAAUUUUGGAGAAUUUGGAAAAGGCUUCAUUGUCAGAAUUACUGGGGGAGUUUCUGCAACCUCUUGAAAACCGUGGCGCUGAUAACCCCUAUACUUUCAAGAAAGCCAAUGGAGUGUCGGAUGCAUACUACUUUCAUGAGAACUGCUUUCUUAUGGGAACCAUUGCGAAAUCUCGGCUUCAAGGCUCUGACCUGAUAGUCCAGCAACAUUUCUUGUGGGUCCAGCUCCGAUGUGAUGGGGAGCCAAUCCAUGGCCUCCUCCAAAGGUUCUUGCAGAGGAAAGUUUUAAGCAAGUUCAGAGGUAAAAUGCCUCCUCCAUGUGAUCCAGUGUGCAAGAUGGUAGAGUGGAUACUUAGAGUCUGGCACCAGCUGAACUCGUGCUUGUCACGCCUGGGCGCACCUGAAGCACUUAUUGGGCCAAAACAUUUCUUUUCUUGUCCAGUGGUGCCUGGUCACAACCAUAGCACAGUGAAGUGGAUGUCCAAAUUAUGGAAUGCUGUCAUCGCACCCCGAGUUCAAGAAGCAAUUCUCUCAAGAGCUUCUCUGAAAAGACCAGCUGCACUGGGACAGGCAGCAAUCAAGAAAAGUCCAAGCCAAGGGCAGCAGGCUGUGGUGAAAGCUGCUCUCAGCAUCUUGUUAAACAAGGCUGUUCUGCAUGGCUGCCCUCUUCCCAGAGCAGAACUGGAUCGGUACAUUCCUGAUUUUAAAGGAGGAAACUUCCCUCUUUCCGUGGUAACGAGCUAUAAAAAUUGCUCCAAGAAAAAGGGGGAAAGCGCUGCUUGGAGAAAAGUGAGCACAAGUCCUCGUAAGAAGUCAGUCCACUCCUCAGCCCAGUCGUGGAGUAAGAAAGAAGAAAAUUUAGAAGGAGUACAGUCAAAGAACAUAUUCCGGGAAAAUGGCAACAAAAUGGCCUCUCUGACAAAAAACUCUCUAGAGGAUGAUCCACUAAGCAUGGACCAGAGGCUGUCCCUUGGUUCUGAUGAUGAAGUUGACCUUGUACAGGAGCUUCAGAGUAUGUGUUCAAGCAAAUCCGAGUCUGACAUAAGCAAGAUUGUCAGUUCAAAGGACGAGCUGAUGGUGAUGAUCAGUAAUUCUCAGAAGGAUCCUGUGCUUUCAGCGAACAUCAUCAGUGCAAAUACAUCAGCACCCCAGCAGGAUGGGGAUCCCAGGGCCUGCCCUCUCAGCAGUAGUCGACCUAUGGAAUGCAGCAACAGUAAACCAAAAACUGAAUCUUUCAAGAGUGGCAUUUCGAGAGUGAAAUCUUUUCUUCCUGUACCGAGAAAUAAAGUCAGCCUGUCUUCUCAGAGCACUAAGCAAAGCAGUAGCAGCAGCAAUACAAGGCAAAUAGAGGCAGUGAGUGACUCAAAAGAAGAAAUUUGGAACAUGCGCCAAAAAAAUACAACUUGAAAAAUACGAAUAAAUACCUGCCUCCCAUUUAUUUUAAUUUUUUUAUCCUUCUUCAUCCUUUCUGUAAUUUUAGUUACCUUGGACAACAAAUUCAUUCUCAUGUGUAAAUAAUUUUUAAAUUGUUUUCUUCAUUUAAAAUGGUGUAUAUGGGACCACAGUGUAAUUUCUAUGUAAAUAUAAGCUGUUUAUAGUGAAAAUAUUAGAUUACAUCAAAUUGAUCCCUUAAUAGUAGAAACUGCUAGCUUCUUAAAUAAUUUUCUAUUCAAAAAUGUUCUGUUGUUUAAUUAUAUUCAGGGGCAUCACCACGAAAGUGUGGGGAUAUGUGUGCACACAUGCAUACCUGUAAAUAUAAUAUAAAUAAAUAUAUAUAUAUAUAUACACACACACACACACACAUAUAAAGACUUGAUCCAGAGAUACCUAUGUACAGAUGAGUGCUGCACACAGCUAAUGCCACAUAUGACUCAUCAACAGAGACCUGUAGUCUCCAUUGUAUUAGAAUGUCUGUAAGGGCCAACAGCUAAUCCACAACUUCAUUGCCCUUGUGGUCACUUCUGCUGUGCAUCACUGUAUACGUCAGCAGGACUACUCCACUAGUCUGUACGGGCCUCCCGUGCAGCUCUCUGCAUAUGGAAGAACUCAGUGGCGGCUUCUUCCUUUUCCGCAUAAAGCAGGACCCAGAAGGUUGCACACAUCAAAACACUCUCUUGUACGUGCAACAUCCCUGCAGCUUGCACAAGGAGGAUUAGUGGAUUGAGGAUGUUAAACUUUCUAAUAAUUAUAUGCUGAGUUUCCUGUGUUCUGUAUCAUACUUUAGGUUGCACAGUUCUGUACAUUACUAGCUUCAAGCUAAUGUAAAUGUGUUUUCAAGGCAAAAAAAAAGUUUCUAUGUUCACUUUUGGAAAAGUGAAUAGAAUGUGGCAAUAAAGGGAAGGAUGGGGAAUACUGCCCAGUUACUUUCAGUUAUCAUCUACAUUAAAUAUUUCAAUUGGCCAGAGUACUGGGUGGCUUGGCUUAUUUCUUGUCUCUUUAUUUUGCUGCUUUGAUUUGGCAUUCCAGUUCCCUCUAGAAUUAUGAUUUGGGCAGAUUUUGCUUUUCUGUUAUAAACAGAAACCACAAAGCCAUCAUAAUAAGUAAUCUGUGGUCAUUUGUCCCAUAUGUCUGGUGUGCAAAGGGGGGGGGGGAAAUCACUCCUAAUUAUAUGAAUUACUGGAUAUGCUAUAAAUCCUUUCCCCAAAUUUUCACUCUUGACACACAUGAAUUUAGGACAUCUUACAGUAAGAACUCUUUUUGUUAAAACACAGGACUAAAUAAACAACACAGUUAUCAGGAGAGCCAGUUUGGUGUAGUGGUUAAGUGUGCAGACUCUAAUCUGGGAG